This is a messenger RNA of Vitis vinifera (wine grape), 2619 nucleotides long. Its product is annotated as disease resistance protein SUMM2. Lineage: Eukaryota; Viridiplantae; Streptophyta; Magnoliopsida; Vitales; Vitaceae. The record is from RefSeq and is a predicted model, not a curated record. The transcript is spliced from 2 exons. The coding region runs from base 1 to 2619 and encodes 872 amino acids. Gene Ontology annotation, molecular function: ADP binding.
AUGGACUUUGUGAGUCCAAUCCUGGAAAUCGUCAACCGCUUAUGGGAUUGCUGUGAUAAGCGUGCUGUUUUCAUCCGUCAACUCCCAGAAAAUCUCAAGUCUUUGAGAGAUGAAAUGGAGGAACUUAAGAAUGUGUAUAGAGAUGUGAAGAAAAGGGUGGAAGAUGAACAGAAACUUCAGAAGGAGAUUAAACAUGUGGUGACUGGCUGGAUCCGCAGCGUAGAAUCCAUGGAAGGAGAAGUGAACGAAAUGUUGACAAAAGGAGAAGAAGAAAUCAAGAAGAAAUGUCUCGGAACCUGUUGCACCUGUUGCACCUGUUGCCCCAGAAACUGUCGCGCCAGCUACGAGCUUGGAAAGAUGGUACCUAAAAAGAUUAAUGCUGUGUCUCAAUUGUGCAGUAAGGCAAAUAAUUUCCAGGAGGUGGCUGUCCCUUUGCCUACACCUCCGGCGAUCGAGCUGCCUUUGGACAACACGGUGGGCUUGGAUUCCUUGUCUGAGGAGGUAUGGAGAUGCCUGCAAGAUGACAAGGUGAGAACUAUUGGAUUAUACGGGAUGGGGGGUGUGGGGAAAACAACCCUCUUGAAAAGAAUCAAUAAUGAAUUCCUCGAAACCAGCUUUGAAUUUGAUAUAGUGAUUUGGGUUGUUGUGUCCAAACCGGCAAGUGUGGAAAAAAUCCAAGAAAUGGUUCUCCGUCAGUGUGACGCUCCUGAUAACAGAUGGAAAGGUAGGAGUGAGGAUGAAAAGGCUAAGGAAAUAUACAAUAUCUUGAAAACAAGGAAAUUUAUACUCUUGUUAGAUGACAUAUGGGAGCAGCUAAAUCUCUUAAAAAUCGGGUUUCCUCUGAAUGAUCAAAAUAUGUCCAAAGUAAUAUUUACAACCCGAUUUUUGAAUGUGUGUGAAGCUAUGGGAGCUGAGAGCAUUAAAGUGGAGUGCUUGAAAUUCAAGGACGCCUUCGCUUUGUUUCAAAGCAAUGUGGGAGAAGCCACCUUCAAUUCUCAUCCAAGGAUACCCAAGCUCGCAAAGAUUGUCGUUGAAGAAUGUAAAGGCCUGCCGCUUGCCCUCAUGAUUGCUGGAGGAGCAAUGAAAGGAAAGAAAACUCCCCAAGAAUGGCAGAAAAACAUAGAACUGUUGCAGAGCUAUCCAUCAAAAGUUCCAGGUAUGGAGAAUGAUUUGUUUCGAGUUUUAGCAUUGAGUUAUGACAACUUGAGCAAAGCCAACGUCAAAUCAUGUUUCCUAUAUUGCUCCAUGUUCCCGGAAGAUUGGGAAAUUUCUUGCAAGCAGCUCAUAGAACUAUGGAUAGGGGAGGGGUUUCUCGAUGAAUGGCAUCACAUACAUGAUGCACGUACUAAUGGAGAGGAAAUUAUUGAACAGCUAAAUGCUUCAUGUCUGUUGGAGAGUGGUCAAUAUGAAAAGCAUGUAAAAAUGCAUGAUGUGAUUCGGGACAUGGCUUUGUGGUUGGCUUGUGAAAAUGGGGAGAAGAAGAACAAAUGCGUGAUAAAAGAGCGUGGAAGAUGGAUUGAAGGUCACGAAAUUGCAGAGUGGAAGGAGACCCAAAGAAUGUCGUUGUGGGAUAAUAGUAUUGAAGAUUCCACUGAACCACCGGAUUUUCGAAAUCUCGAGACUUUGCUUGCAUCAGGUGAGUCGAUGAAGUCAUUUCCAAGCCAAUUCUUCAGACACAUGUCUGCCAUAAGAGUUCUGGACUUGUCAAAUUCUGAAUUGAUGGUGUUACCUGCAGAGAUUGGUAACCUAAAAACUCUGCAUUAUCUUAAUUUGUCAAAAACAGAAAUAGAGAGUCUCCCAAUGAAGCUCAAAAAUUUGACAAAACUAAGGUGCUUGAUAUUGGAUGAUAUGGAAAAACUUGAAGCAAUUCCAUCUCAGUUGAUAUCAAGCCUUUCAUCUUUGCAGUUGUUCAGUCUUUAUGCUUCCAUAGGUUGCAAUGGAGACUGGGGAUUCCUCUUAGAGGAGCUAGCGUGCUUGAAACAUGUGAGUGACAUAUCUAUCCCUCUAAGAAGUGUCCUUCACACCCAAAAGUCAGUCGACUCCCACAAGUUAGGAAGGAGCAUAAGAAGGCUAAGCCUACAAGACUGCACUGGCAUGACCACAAUGGAACUAUCCCCUUACCUACAGAUUCUUCAAAUAUGGAGAUGUUUUGAUUUGGCAGAUGUGAAAAUCAAUCUGGGAAGGGGACAAGAAUUCUCCAAACUUUCCGAAGUGGAGAUAAUUAGGUGUCCAAAAUUGCUGCACUUGACAUGUCUUGCUUUUGCUCCAAACCUUUUGUCUCUCCGUGUGGAAUACUGCGAGUCAAUGCAAGAAGUGAUCACAGAAGAUGAAGAGAUUGGAAUUUCAGAAGUUGAACAAUGUUCAGAUGCAUUCUCAGUACUCACAACUCUCAGUUUAUCUUAUUUAUCAAAUCUAAGGAGUAUAUGUGGAGGAGCUCUGUCAUUUCCUUCCCUAAGAGAGAUCACUGUGAAACACUGUCCAAGGCUAAGGAAGCUGACAUUUGAUUCCAACACCAACUGUUUGCGUAAAAUCGAGGGAGAACAACACUGGUGGGAUGGGUUGGAUUGGGAAGAUCAAACCAUUAAGCAGAAACUCACUCAAUAUUUUGUGCCUAAAUGA